UGCCCACCACCUCUUUGCCCUUUACACUACCUUAUUAGUCAUUAGCAUUGGCAUGCUUUUUUUUUCCCCUGAAAGAAGCAAGAGCAAAGAUGGCCGGAGCCCUUAGCUUGUUCGGUGCUCUUCGUCGGUCUUUUUCUAAAUCUUCAUGCAAGACUGUUUCUGUGAUUGAUAACAAGCAAAUGGUCCUGAAGCCAAUGCUCGAGAAAAGCGAUGUUGUUUCUAGUAGUCCUAGUAACAGUUAUCGACCUCGUUUUUCUGCAAUAUCUAUUGAAGAUGCUGCUGCCAUAAAGAUCCAAGCUCAUUUCAGGGGCCAUCUGGCAAGACGUGCAUUCAGAGCGCUGCGGAGUUUAGUGAAGUUGCAAGCAUUGGUACGUGGAGUGUGUGUUCGGAGACAAGCACGGAUUGCAGUUCAUUGCAUGCAGGUUCUAGUCAGGUUGCAGGUUAGGGUGCGAGCAAGGCAACUGUUGAGUAGCUCUGGUCAUGCAAACCUCUCUUAGAUAAAAAUUAAUUCUUGUAUGCAAAUGAUACAUUAUAUUAAAAUCAUUUGAUAUGGAGCAUAUAUAUACCAGUAAGAUGACAGAUCAGUGACUGAAAUUCAUUUUUAACAAUGCAUUUGGUUAAGGUAAGAAUCACUGACUUGUGCUUGUUUUUAUUGUUCCCGCGGGACAAG
Messenger RNA from Dioscorea cayenensis subsp. rotundata (Guinea yam), 670 nucleotides. Its product is annotated as protein IQ-DOMAIN 1-like. Gene Ontology annotation, molecular function: protein binding. The record is from RefSeq and is a predicted model, not a curated record. Lineage: Eukaryota; Viridiplantae; Streptophyta; Magnoliopsida; Dioscoreales; Dioscoreaceae. Bases 90 to 497 code for a protein of 135 amino acids. The transcript is spliced from 2 exons.